Messenger RNA from Peniophora sp. CBMAI 1063, 2865 nucleotides. The record is from the annotation of a GenBank genome assembly. Lineage: Eukaryota; Fungi; Basidiomycota; Agaricomycetes; Russulales; Peniophoraceae.
AUGGCGAAGUAUCAGAGUCAGAAUGAAGACCCUCGACCUCUUCGGCAGCUGUCAUCGAAGGAAGUCUCGGCCGAGCAAGCGUACCGUCGAUAUCAAGAGUCAUGGGACCUGGCACAUCUCAGUACUGCUAUCGAUCUCUACCAACAAGCAGUCGACGACGCUGCCCCGGCCAACGCAGGGUUACUCAGCGAUCUGGGUUCUCACCUAUCUGUAUACUACGACAGGGUGGGCGAUGUUAACGCUUUGGAGCGCGCUAUCAAAGCACAACGCGAAGCCCUCAAACUAGCAUCGGACGCUAGUUACCGUGAUCAUGCUCGGUGUUUGCACAAUCUUGCAACAUCUUACCAGGAUCGCUUCAUGCGCAAUGGCGAUGCUGACGACCUGGAGCGUGCCAUCAAGAUGCAGCAACGUGCGGUCGAGAUUAUCCCGGACGAUCAUCCUAGUAUGCCAAUCUAUCUGGACACACUCGGUCUCUCACAGAGCUUGCGUUAUCGGCGCUUCGGUCACCUCGAUGAUCUUGAGCAUGCCAUCCGGGAUCAGCGGCGCGCGUUUGAGCUUUCCGAAGGCCAUCCCAAUGAAUCCAUCCGGCUAAAUAACCUCGGAUGGUCUCUGCGUAUUCGCUUCCAGCGCCUUGGCGAACUGAGUGACCUUGACCUGGCUAUCAGUAUGCAAUCCCGCGCUGUGGAACUGACGCCGCCGGGACACCCUGAUCUGGCAUCGUACCUAGAAAACCUCAGUUUCUCGCAGGACCUGCGUUAUGAACAUCGCGGUGACCUGAAGGAUCUCGAGGAUGCGAUCACGGGGCUAGAUAGAGCGUUAGAGCUCACCCCCGAUGGGUAUCCGGCAAAAGUAGUCCGAUUGAACAACCUAGGAACAUCCUUACACAAACGCUUCGAGCGCCUCGACGAAGCCAGCGACUUUGAACGUGCCAUCGCGAUGGUGCGGAGAGCUGUAGAGCUUACAUCAAGCGAUCAACCUGCUGCGCCAGAGAGGAUGGGCAACCUCGGCGCGUUGUACUAUCUGCGCUAUAGAAAGUUUGGCAAUGCCGAUGACUUGGAGCAUGCCAUUACUAUGCAGAGCCAGGCCCUCGAACUGCUUCCCGAUGGACACCCAGACAAACCCAUGUGGCUGAAGAAUCUAAGUCACUCUCUUGCGGUUCGGUUUCGACUCACAAAGGCAAAGACAGACUUCAAUGAAGCUGUGUCUUCUUUCAUGACUGUGACCUCCCAAACUCUGGGCCCACCCAUCACACGCAUCAAUGCGGCUGACUUCCUUGUGAAGUUCAUGGAAGAGCAUCCAGACUACUGCACGCAAGAGACUUUGCUCGCAGCGCACUCCCGAACACUUGACAUGAUCCCUGAACUAGUAUGGCUAGGACACAACAUAUCGCGCCGCUUCGAAGAGUCGCGCCGCUUCGGCUCGCUCGUCACUGCAGCCGUUCGUGCAUCGGUCACGGCUGGGGCCUUGACUCAGGCCAUUGAAUGGCUGGAGGCUGGCAGGUCAUUCAUGUGGUCGCAAAUCCUGUCACUGCGCACAUCGGCAGAUGAACUGAGGGACCAUGACCCGGAGCUUGCCCGCUCUCUCAAACGCAUACAUUCGCAACUACAAGCCUCUAUUCACACUGCACCCCGUGUCGAAUCUGCGAGCACUAGUGACGACGCCAUCAGAAUCUCCAAUCCAGAAGCGGAUCGCCAUCGCAUGUUAGUGCUUGAGUAUGAAGAUGUGCUCAAGGAGGCACGCCGCCGACCUGGGCUAGAGGACUUCAUGCGGCCGAUGAAGCUCGCGGCCAUAGUACCGCCUUCUGUGUCUCUGCACGGCCCUGUUGUCUUCAUCAAUGUAGAUCAGGUGCGCUGCGAUGCAAUCAUAUUCGCCGCAGAUAGGAGCAUCUCUAUCGUCGCUCUUCCGGAGCUCUCGCUGGAGAAGACUGAGAAGCUCCGCUCCCUCUGGCAGUCCUACCUCCAUCAGCAGCACGUCCGUGAGCGCGCCGCAGUACCGCGUACACAGCACCGCACAGCGAAUGUUUCUGCUCUGCGCGUCUUGAGUUAUCUUUGGGGAUGGGCCAUGCAUCCUAUCUUAGAUGCGCUCGGUUUCGCAGUUGUGCAACAAGAUGGUGGACGUCUUCCCCAUGUCACUUGGUGUCCGACCGGGGCGCUCACACAGUUACCCUUGCACGCAGCGGGUGUCUAUGAUCAAGACUCAGGGCCGCACGUUUAUGACUUCGUGGUCUCGUCGUACACUCCGUCCCUUGCCGCACUUGCGCGUAGUAGCAAGGGGAUGUCACAGCGGAGCACGAGCGCCAGCGGUAACAGCGUUCUCGUUGUGACACAGCCAGACACCCCAGGCUUGUCUCCAUUACCAGGGGCCUUGAUCGAAGAACAAUGUUUGCGCGACGUUUUUUCCGCAACACCGGAUUCUCUUUCCGUCUUCGCCGGAGCUCAAGCGUUGACGAGUACGAAUCUUGCUGAUCCCAUGAAGAGUGCCUUCGCACUUUACGACGGGCAGCUGUCUCUGGCAGACCUCAUGGGGACGACAGCCGAGACCGCGGAGCUCGCGUUCUUGUCAGCGUGUCAGACGGCUGUUGGGGAUGAGACGAGCCCAGAGGAGUCGAUGCAUCUCGCAGCAGGAAUGCUGGCCGCGGGGUUCAAGGGCGUCGUUGCCACGAUGUGGUCGAUCCGAGACGAUGAUGCGCCUUUCAUCGUCGAGGCGUACUACAAGAAGCUACUUGUGCUUCGCGCGAAUGGGAGUCUCAGUGAGGGAGAGACGGGAGCAGCGUAUACUCUUCAUGAGGCAACGCAGCAAUUGAGGAAGAAAGUUGGCGAGCAAGAGUUUUCACGAUGGGCCCCGUUUGUCCAUUUCGGCGCUUGA